Gryllus bimaculatus (two-spotted cricket) is the source of this 6297-nucleotide messenger RNA. The record is from the annotation of a GenBank genome assembly. NCBI's taxonomy places the organism in Eukaryota, Metazoa, Arthropoda, Insecta, Orthoptera, Gryllidae.
GCUGUGAAAUUGCAAAGAAAAACACCACCUUCCAUUUUUCUUGCUGAAACUGGUUUAAUCACUGGCGUAAGGAAUACUCAUUACUACAAUUUAGAGAUUCCUUUUACCAAUAUUAUAUAGAGCUGUAGAAGUUUAGUUGUGCUGGAUGAUUGAAUUAUAUUGCAACAAGUGCAUGCAACUUCUCAGCUGUAUUAUUCAUGGUUUCUAUGACAGCGACAUUGUCAGCCACUGAGUCAAUUGACUGAAUUUUUUUCUUGAAAUGAUGUGUUAUUCUGAGGCCUAUGUCUAUGAAGAGAAGUGUCUUUUCUUCUGUAGAGGGAAAUGCUUUUUGUCCAGAGAAAGUACUGAGUACUUGAACUCUUUUAAGUGGUAGAUCAGUUUGUAAUUUAGCAAUUUCAUUCUUGCAAAGAAUUUUACAUCACCAUGCUACUUUUUCAUAAAGGAGGCUGCAGAUUCACUUUUUUUUCUCCUGUGACAAGAAAUCAUUCCAUUUUUUCUCUCUAAAAUAUUUCAAGAGGUAAUAAUAUACAAAUACCAGUCGUGCUACUUACUUUUUUAAAAGAGAACAGACUGAUACGAAUAUGACUUCUUAAGUUAAAUAAGUUUUUCUGGAACUUCAAUACUUUUCAUAAACCAAAAGUAAUACCUAUGCUGUAAAUUAAUUUAAACACUAAUUCACAACAAAAUGUUAUAUCAUCUAUUAUGUCAACCAAUGAUGAUGGACCACUUGUUAUGUUGACUUCACAGAUUCGCCUUCUGCUAAUAGGAUUUACUUUUGUCAUUUAUUUUAUAUCAUCAUCAUAAAUGGUAAACACUUUAUGCCACCAAAAGUUAGAACCAUUUUUUUAACAUAGGUGUGCGCAGCCUAAAACAAAAGCAGGGGCCAACUGCAUUUCUGGGUGCCCAUUACCAUUAAACUCUUUACAUAGUACAUAUGAUAUUUUAAUAGUAAAUAAAUAAAAUGGACUACAUAGAGAGUGAACUCUUAACUUUAAUGUAACAAUUAUUAAGUACAAUUGAUGUUAUGUUGAACCAUUUAUAAGUUUGGAAGAUGGAUUGGAGAGUCAAAUGACAUGUAACAAUUCCCCAAAUAGUCAGGUUAAAAAGGGGGAUAAAUCAUACAUAUAACUUAUUUCCAGGAAUUAAAAUGUUUUAUUGCUCCAGGGCUCCUUUCACAAAUCUCAGCACCCCCUCCCCCUCCUUCAACUCUUGUGCGUACGCCUAUGAUUUAUUAUCUAUCCAGUUGUGUAGUGUAUGUAUCAAAAUUGCAUUGAGUAUGCUUUACUUUUUGGAAAUAUAUCUCAUGUUCUUACAUUAGUUCACCAACCAUUGUAGUUGCAAGUAUUUAUCACCCCAAAAUACAACAGAAUGAAAUGAAUCUGUAACAUAAGGACCUGCAUAAUUCUCAAAAAACAUUAGAUAUUAAUUUCUUUAUAUUUUUUAAUAUUUGUUUAUUCCUUGCUAAAGAAAAAAGCUUGUAAAUAUUUAAGCUAUAUGUUAUUAUUACUCUUGUUAAAAUAAUUAUUAAUAGUUAAUAUUUUAUACAAACAUUCCUUCUGUUAUAAUUGAACAUAUCUUCAAUCAACAUAUCCUCUGUUAGUCCUACAGUAUUGUUAUGCUCUUUAGAAUUAAGGUAGCUGAGUAGAGUCAGUAUCAUAAAGCAACAUCAAAAUUUGAAAAUUCCAUAGAAGAAAAGUAAAACUUUUCAAUUCUAUCAACUUCCAUUAUAGGUGAAUGGUAUGAUACAUUGGUACUGUAAAAAGUUGUUUUAAAGAAAUGUUAGACAUUUUUGGCUGUUACAAUAUUUGCUGAAGUAAAUUUCACUCUAUAAAAAUGUAGUGAGAAUUUAAUUUACCAUACCUAUUUGAGUCAUUCACUCACAAAUUCAGAAAAUGAACAGAAUCUAAUAAAUAUUUAUUAUUUCAUUACUCAGUAUUCAACAGAGACAAUAACAGACCAAGUAGAAAAUUGUAAAAUAUAUCUAAUUAUUAUCAAUUCCUGAUAAUGCAGAUCCUUGUGUUGGUUUGGAAACUUUAAGUGUAUAUCUUCUUCAUUCUUUUAAAAAAUGUAUCAUUAGAAUAUAAUUAGUGCAGUGAAGUAUAUUGUGUUGGACCUUGUGGUGAGGGCACUUCUUUCAGAUAAAAGAGAAAAUAAUACAUAUAGAAUUUUUGAAAUUUAGACAGUAUGGCUUAUUGACUCAUUCUUUGUUCAUAAGAAGAUUAAAUAUUUUUACACAGACUUAAAUGUAACUUAAUAAAGAUAUUUAAAAUAAUUCAGAAUAAUUUUUUCUGAAUUGACUAAAGCAUGAUUUUGUGAAUUUGCAAAAGUUGUUUUUUGUAUUUGUUUCCUUUGGACUCUGUGCUUCUUGUUUUCCUAUGUAUUUUCAUUUCAUUACAUUUGAUAUCCUUCUAAACUAUUUAUCUUUACUUUUCUAUUUAUACUUCCUUACUUCUAUCUCAACACUUCAUUAUUUACAGCUGUUUUCCUUAAUUCUCUGUUUGUUUCCCCAUUCUCAGUUUCUUGUAGAAUAACUUUUAAUUAUAUACCAUUUCAACAGUAUUUAUUCACAGCUCUUCUGUUUGUGAUAAUGUUUCACUGUCAUAUAAUAAGAAUAGUUUUGCUUGGUUUUGUUGUUUUCUUUUCCUCACAUGUAAUUUUGUUACUUAGUUCUAUACCAGAAAGAAUUUACGCACUUAUUUUGUUUAUUUUAUUCAGAAUUAGUUUGUUUGAGAAAUGCUAUUUUGUUUUUAGCAAUCAAACAACUUGACAGCAUGAGAAAUUUGAAACCAAUUUGCUAUGACAAUCUACUAUACCUUUCAGAGGAACUCAUAUAUAAGAAUAUAUUUCACUGCACUAACAACAGUGUAUCACUUUUCUCUUUCUUGUAGGAAUUGUUAUUCUUGCUUUUAACAUCAUUAUGAUAUAUGUAAACUCACAUCUGGUAUUUGAACCUCCUUAUUUGAGCACAUAUGUACAUAGAUACACUACGUAAAUGGCAAUGAUGUCUCUGUAGCUGUAUGUAUGUACAAUAAAGAAUUUCAUGAAUGGUUUUGGUCAAAUACUUAACAGUACCGUCCAUGUAGACAAACACUUAAGUGAAUUUACAUAAUAUUUCAGAAUUGAGAACCUUCAUCAUUCCAUGAGAUAACUCAAUAAAUAUUUUCAUCAAACUUCUUUAUUACAGACAUCAGUAAUUACUACAAUAAAUAUUUUUAUCUGUGAAGAUGAAUACUUUCUCACAAUGUUAUUUAGAAUUAUUAUUAAAUCAAUAUGUUCUUCAAUUUGUGAUUAAUGUGCUAAAUUUGCAUUUGUGUUCAAAACAUGGACGAUUUUAUUGGAGUUUUUCAGCGAAAGGAAAACUAAUAUGACAUUUUGUAGUGAAUCUAGAAAUGUACUGUAAAUCUGUCAGUGCAGCUUGUAUUUUUAACAAACUGAAUGUUUGAGUAUGCUGACCAUAUUCAGUUUGAAGUUAAUAAUGUAUGAAACAUUUAACAAAUUUGGAGAAGAAUUUACUGUAGUAAGAUGAAGUGCAAUGAUGCAAUGCAAUGCACAUCUUAAACAUGCUACAUCUCACACUUGAGGAUUGUGACGUAUGUGACAUGAGUGUUUUUAAGUGAAGAAUAUAUUUUGUUGUGCUGCCUCUCCUUUAAUUUUGUAUUUUUUUAGAAUGAAGUUUUGAAGAUAAAUUGUUUAGAGCAUUUACAUACAAGACUGUUGAAUAUAUGAUUUUUAUUGCAUUAAGAUGAUCCAGGAGACUACAUAGUGUUUGGCACAAAUAUUGAACUAGUGUAUGAUUUAAACUAUAUAUUUGAAAAAACAGAAGGCUUCUGGUUUUAUAUUACUUUUAAACAAUACAAAAGAAAGUUUCAUUUUGAUGAAUUAUUUUGCAAUAUGCUUAAAUUUUCAUUAAAUUUGAAUACAAGCAGUUUUGGGGAAUUGUAAAUGUACCAGUAUUUUUAUUCAUAUUUGAGCCAAAUACUCCCUACAAAAGUCUGUAUCUGUGAGAAGUACACCGUUUGUCAAUACAGUUUUGCAGAAAUUUUCUUCUGGUUUUCAAUUUCACAAUAUUAUGUUAUUGCUUUAUACCUUUGUUACCCUGGAAAUUAUUAUUGACUGAUUACCCAUUUUUCUGAUCUGUAUUAAAAGAGCAGUACCACAAAUGAUAUAAAGAAAGAAAACUGUGCUGGAAGGAGUUUUAUUUCAGUGUGUUUAAAGGGAAUAGUGCAAUCUUGUUAGAAUUUUGUGAAUUAUAUAAUUAAUGACUUAAUGCUUAGUAAAUAAUUACUUUGAAUGUUUGACUCUAUCAUGUAAGUUGUUAUAGGGUGUGUGAUGUGACUGAUUUGUAUGUAAUUGUAUAAAUAUAAAUAUAUUUCAUUCAUUGUGAGCAAGAUUGAAACAAACAGAAUGGAUGUACCUCUAUUUGACACACUGCACAGAAUGACCAGUGAUAAAGUAUUUAUGAAUUCUUCUUAUGAUAACUUUCUCAUUAAAUGAUGCAUUUCAAACAUUUUAUUUCUGGAGAUAAUCAAACUCUCUUAAUAAAAAUAAUCUGUAGUUUUAUGUGCACACAGCUGGUUGCAAAGUAAACACACAAAAAACUAUGCAUUCAUGUUUGAAAUUUACAUUAAAUGACAAAAUAUGGAUUUCUGCUUUGGGAAAAUUAAUUUAUGAAAUUGCAAAUAAAGAUUCACACAUGGCUGAUGUAUUCUAAUGUUUUAAUCCUGGAAAUGUAAAAAGGGGGAAAAUAUAAGGGAGUUAUGCUACAUUUUCACACAUGUCUCAUAAUAUUAGGUGUAGAUCAAAAUACUGCAGAGACAUAUUCCUAUGGUAUUAUCUAAACUUCAAUUAUUAAUGAUAUGAUCAUGACUAUGUAGAUGUUUACCAGUAUCAUUUAUUGAUGGCCUAUGUGCAUUUAUGUUCUAAUUGCAACAUUUCUGAUUUUCCCAUUUGGAGUUUUAUUUGCUUACAAAGAAAUAUAUACAAUUGUCUCAGAUUAUUUUCCUAUUUUGCUUAUAAUAUGCAUGCUAUUAUGCUUUUGCUGAAAGGUUACCACCAAGGUAAUGAGGAUUCACUUACCCAAAUGUAAUAUCUUGUAAAAUACUCAUACGUGCGUGUUGUACUAAUAUAUAUGUUUACAUAUUAUGUUGUCUGAUGUAUGUUUUCUAUGUAGAUAUAUUUGUACAUAUAUUUUAGGAAAAGUAAUAUAAGCAUGGUUCUCUUUUAAUAUACCUGUGAUACAUGUUUGUGAACAAGUGGUUCAGACAUGGUAUAUAUGUGAAAAUCAUAUUCCUAUUAUAAUAAAUGUAUAGAUUUUAUCGUAUGCCAAGGCUUGAAUCCACAUUCAUUCUUAUGUGAUUCCAAUAACUCAGAAUGAUGAGAAUCUUCAGGGAUGUAAAUUGUUUCUCUCUUCUUAUUAAAUUCUCUGGUAUUGUAUUACAUCACAAACAACUCAAUUUAAUUCAAAAAUAAAUGUUUAUUUGUUGCUUUAUUUUCAUUUACGAUGUACUGCAAAGACAUUAUAUUAUUUGUAUCAUUAAAUUUCUACAAAAAUUAAUAUUGUGUAUCAAAAAUUAGUAUUGUGCAUCAAGAAGUAAACAUCCAUACAAUUUUGUAAUUAUUGGGCAACAUGUCCCAAAACCACUCCAGAAAUAUUUUUUUAAAAAAAUACUUCAUUUGAAUGCAAAAUAUAGUGCACUUUCAUUUAAUGUGAUAAAAGGCUUAAUUCUAUUUCCAGUGUUUACGUGAUGAUUAAAACUCCUUGUAAUUAUAUUAUGUAAUGUUUUGUGGAUAGUUACCUUCCAGCACUGAGGUAAUCAGAUCAUCAAAGCUCAUUUUCUUCUGAGGAAAUGCAGCCAAAAAGUUUCCAGGAUACAAACAUUGUAUAUAUAUAUACUAUGAGUUAGUUUGCCAGUUUUUAUUGUUAUUUGGCAAUUUUAUACAUAUUUAAAAACAAUGUUGUUUUUCUUAUUAAAAGUUAUAGUUUUAUUAUAAGAACAUUCCACUGUCUGUAGUUUCAUCAUAUAUAGUUUUUAGAACUCCUACUGAACCUACUCUUUCAUUAUGUUUUUUGCAAUGAAAAGUAAUUUUUGAUACAUGCAUUCGGAAACAAAGUUACAGUUAUUAAAACAAGAAUUUCUAGAUAUCAAUUAAAAUAAUAAAUCUAUCUUCUUGCUUAAGAAAUAUGUAUAAGAAAUCACUAGAGGUCUUAUUUAAAUUCUUUUUAAAUAUAUUUGUUCACACACAAUUCAUAUGCAAACUGAGACUGAAUAAAUAAAUGAAAAUUUAAAAUGAUUUUCA